CGCGCUUUUGAAACAGUCUCUUUUAUUUCGGGGACUUUUCCCAGGUUUGGGCCUCUUGGGGAACUUCUUUCUCGCCUACUGAAUUCCCAGGCCUCCAGGUGCGGCGGAGCUGCCCACCGUGCGCGGCGAUGAAAAGGACGCGCGAGGAGGUGGACGCGACGCUGGAGAUCGCCAAGCUGAACGCGGCCGAACUACUCCCUGCGGUACACUGCCUGGCCUUCGGCCCCAGGGCCAGCGGCGCCGCCGCCGGCGACUUCUGCCUGCUGGAGCUGGAACCCGCGCUGUGCCAGCAGCUGGAGGUUGGACACAGUCUUGUGAUUCGUGGUGAUAAAGAUGAACAGGCUGUACUCUGCAGUAAAGAUAAAACAUAUGGCUUGAAAAUAGCAGACACUUCAAAUAUGUUGCUUUUUAUUCCUGGUUGUAAAACUCCAGACCAGCUGAAGAUGGAAGAGACACCCAAUAACAUUAUUCACACUGAGAUCUUUGGUUUUUCUAAUAAUUAUUGGGAAUUAAGAAGUUGUAGACCUAAAUUAAAGAAGCUGAAGAAGCUUUUGAUGGAGAAUACCUAUGAAGGACCUGACAGUGAAAAAGAACAGGAACCAAAUCGCUCAAAAUACACAACUGAAGAUUUGUUUGAUCAAAUUCAGGCAAGUGAAGAAGAGAUUAUGACCCAAUUACAAGUUCUUAAUGCCUGCAAGAUUGAAGGUUAUUGGAGGAUUCUUGAAUUUGAUUAUGAGCUGAAACUUCUGAAUCAUGUAACUCAGCUUGUAGAUUCUGAAUCUUGGUCUUUUAGUAAAGUUCCUUUGAAUAUCUGCCUUCAGGAACUUGGGCCAUUGGAACCAGAGGAAAUGAUAGAACACUGUCUUAAAUGUUAUGGAAAGAAAUACAUAGAUAAAGGUGAAGUUUAUUUUGAAUUGAGUGCUGAUAAAAUAUGCAGAGCAACAGCACAAAUGCUACUUCAGAAUGCAGUGAAAUUUAAUCUUGCUGAGUUUCAAGAAGUAUGGCAACAAAGUGUUCCUGAAGGAAUGAUAACUAGGCUUGAUCAGCUGAAGGGUUUAGCACUGGUGGAUAGACACUCAAGACCAGAAAUCAUAUUUUUGCUGAAAGUAGAUGAUUUACCUGAAGAUACUCAGGAACGUUUUAAUAGUCUAUUUUCUCUAAGGGAGAAGUGGACAGAAGAAGAUAUUGCUCCAUAUAUUCAAGAUUUAUGUGGAGAGAAGCAAACCAUAGGUGCAUUACUCACUAAAUAUUCUCGUUCUUCGAUGCAAAAUGGUGUUAAAGUUUAUAAUUCAAGAAGACCUAUUUCUUAAAAAAACAACCAUCUUUCCUUGGGACUGAAGUUGCUUAAUGAAGUUGGUGGUUAUAAGAAAAAUAUAUUUUUAUGUAUUUAUAAUCCUGACUUAAAAAUCUAGUCCUUUAAGGCAUUAUUCUCACCUUCAGCUUACAUUUUUCAUAUUUCUUAAGUGCAAUACGAUAUUUUUACACCUUCGAAGUUAUGUUUGUAUUAUGUACACAGUGUAAACAAGGACAAAAGAUAUACUAAAUACAUUUCCUAUAUGUAGUAUAUCUCUGAGGUCUAUAUGGUUGUAUUUACAGAAUGAUUCUUUGCCUUUUAUAGAUAUUUAAGAUACCAUUUCUUUAGGAUUUGAUGGUCUAAUCAUUUCACAUUUAAGUUUUUUUCAGAGAUUUAAAUAGAGAUAGUUUUAUAGAAGAGAAUUAUUUAUUCACUUACAUGUCAUGUCUCAAGUGAGUAAGUUCUCCACUUUCAACCCUCUACCAAAACAGGAAGUCACUAGAUGCUAUCAGUUAUCUCAUUUAGUUCUCUGCAUUGAUGGAAUUCGCUUGAUAAUUGAUUGCUCCUCUGUUCACUUGGCUGGUGUAGAUGUGCACUUUGAGAUGAAAUGGGUUUGAUCCUCAAUCCUAUGUGAAGAAUACUCAGAGCAGUUUACAAUCCUAUUAAUGGAUAAUAGUGGCACAGGUAAUACUCACUAGACAACUACAAGUAAUUUCUAGUUGAUUUUGGAAUGGUUGAUGAAGUUCUUUUGUGGCUUUAUUUUACUAAUUUGCCUUGGUUUAAACCAGUGUUUAAAUUAAUUUUAAUUUAGCUAAAACAUCACCAGGACAGUUGGAGGGGGCAGGCCAAGGUUAAAUCUGGUUCAAGGUAAAAAAAAAAAAAAGAUAAUGUAUAAUCCAUAAUUAAUUAACCAAGAUUUUACUGUUA
Messenger RNA from Choloepus didactylus (southern two-toed sloth), 2221 nucleotides. RefSeq names its product DNA replication and sister chromatid cohesion 1 (gene DSCC1). The record is from RefSeq and is a predicted model, not a curated record. Lineage: Eukaryota; Metazoa; Chordata; Mammalia; Pilosa; Megalonychidae. Gene Ontology annotation, cellular component: chromatin; chromosome, centromeric region; nucleus. The coding region runs from base 129 to 1310 and encodes 393 amino acids. The transcript has 9 exons. Gene Ontology annotation, biological process: maintenance of mitotic sister chromatid cohesion; mitotic sister chromatid cohesion.